This is a messenger RNA of Epinephelus moara (kelp grouper), 1716 nucleotides long. It is a transcript of the gene ppp6c, whose product is annotated as protein phosphatase 6, catalytic subunit. Gene Ontology annotation, molecular function: protein serine/threonine phosphatase activity. The record is from RefSeq and is a predicted model, not a curated record. The coding region runs from base 90 to 1007 and encodes 305 amino acids. Gene Ontology annotation, cellular component: cytoplasm. The transcript has 7 exons. Gene Ontology annotation, biological process: peptidyl-serine dephosphorylation; G1/S transition of mitotic cell cycle. Lineage: Eukaryota; Metazoa; Chordata; Actinopteri; Perciformes; Serranidae.
AAAUGAAGGAGCGGUGAAGAGGAAGAAGAAAAGGAAGUUGUUAGCCGGCUAACUACAUUAGCACUCUUGUGGUUUUAAGCGUUUUGGUAAUGGCGCCUUUAGACCUUGAUAAGUACGUAGAAAUAGCGAGACACUGCAAGUAUCUACCGGAAAAUGAUCUAAAGAGAUUAUGUGAUUAUGUUUGUGAUUUACUGCUUGAAGAAUCAAAUGUUCAGCCAGUCUCUACUCCAGUGACUGUUUGUGGAGAUAUUCAUGGUCAGUUUUAUGAUCUUUGUGAGCUCUUCAGAACUGGAGGCCAAGUUCCAGACACAAAUUACAUUUUCAUGGGAGACUUUGUAGACAGAGGAUAUUAUAGCUUGGAGACAUUUACACAUCUGCUAGCUUUAAAAGCAAAGUGGCCGGACCGUAUCACACUUCUACGUGGAAACCAUGAAAGCAGACAAAUAACACAAGUGUACGGCUUUUAUGAUGAGUGCCAAACAAAAUAUGGAAAUGCCAAUGCCUGGCGGUAUUGCACAAAAGUGUUUGACAUGCUGACAGUGGCAGCUUUGAUAGAUGAGCAGGUCCUGUGUGUCCAUGGUGGGCUUUCACCAGACAUCAAGACUCUGGACCAGAUCCGCACCAUCGAACGCAACCAGGAGAUUCCCCACAAGGGAGCCUUCUGCGAUCUUGUGUGGUCAGAUCCAGAGGAUGUGGACACCUGGGCUAUCAGUCCACGAGGUGCAGGUUGGCUGUUCGGCUCCAAGGUUACUAAUGAGUUUGUGCACAUCAACAACCUGAAGCUCAUCUGCCGUGCACAUCAGCUGGUUCACGAAGGCUACAAGUUCAUGUUUGAUGAGAAGCUGGUGACCGUGUGGUCGGCGCCUAACUACUGCUAUCGCUGCGGAAACAUCGCAUCCAUCAUGGUCUUCAAGGACGUCAACAGACGAGAGCCCAAGCUGUUCCGCGCCGUCCCUGACUCCGAGCGCGUCAUACCUCCCCGAACAACCACCCCCUACUUCCUCUAAUGACAGAAGCCAGUUCUCUCUCCCCACUCCACAUAUUUUAAGAAAUUAAUCAAAGUAAAAACCCUUUUAGGUCUACAGCAUCUUGAAUAGCAAAGGGUUUCUUCCAAAGCUACAGUCUCUUUGCACCACAUUUACUUUGUUCUGUCACAAAGAGAAAAAAAAAUCCUUUUCUACCCCUAAUGAGAAAAUGCUACCUUUUAAAUUCCCUCCAUAUUUUAAUAAGAAAAUGGUUUGAUUUUAAUUUUAUCUAUCCUACUAAAGCAAAUAAAGCAUUUAAACUGGUGGUAACUGCCAAUAAUACAUGUUCAAAUAAAGUUAUAUUUUAUUUAUCAUUGUAGCAGUUUGAGCUCAUGGUUGCCUUUUGAAAGACUGGACUACUUCUCUGUUGGGAUGACUGUUGUUUCUGGCAUUAGGAAAUAAGCUGUUGUAAUAAUUGUUCCUGUUUAAACACCUACUGUAUUCAGCUGCUGAGCCCACCAGUCCCACAGCAUUCUGCCUUAACUGUGGGAUUCUUUUCAGUUUGUUUUUAAAAAGUAUCCUAUGUUACUGCAGACACAUUUUAUGAUGAUGAGGUGAGUUGUUGCAACAGUGACUUUUAUAAGCAAUAUUUAAAUCUGAAAAUAACAUUUCCAGGGCAUUUGUAGAAGAGAAUGGUUCGAUUUGACGUUGUUCCCCAGUUUUGUAAUUUCAAUAAAACAUUAUUCCUUAA